AUGGCUUGGCCGGAACCGCGAAACACGGGGAUGGAGUACCGUCGCCUCGGACGGUCCGGGCUGCACGUGUCUGCCAUCGGCCUUGGCGGUUGGAUGACGUAUGGUGGCUACACCGGCGACGAGGCCACCUUUGCGUGCAUGAAGAAGGCGUACGAUCUGGGCGUCAACUUCUUCGACACGGCGGAAAACUACACGGCCGGCGAGUCCGAAAAGGUCAUGGGCCGGGCCAUCAAGCAUUUUGCUUGGAAACGUUCAGAUUUAGUCAUCACAACGAAAAUCAACUGGGGCGCCGUCAACGGCGAGAUCCUCGUCAAUAACCACGGCCUUUCGAGAAAGCACAUUAUCGAGGGACUCGACGCGUCGCUUGAGCGCCUCGGCCUCAAGUAUGUCGACAUUGUGUACGCCCACCGGCCCGACCGGCUGACGCCCAUGGAGGAGACGGUACGGGCGUUCAACUUUGUCAUUGACCAGGGCAAGGCGCUGUACUGGGGCACUUCCGAAUGGAGCGCCGACGAGAUUGCUGAAGCAGUCGGUAUCGCCCGGGACCUACGCCUCCAGGCACCCAUAGUGGAGCAGCCUCAGUAUAACAUGUUGGCGCGGGACAAGGUCGAGGGUCAAUUCCAGCGCCUCUACUCCCGCUUCGGACUUGGUUUGACGACUUUCUCGCCCAUCAAAAUGGGCAUGCUGUCGGGCAAGUACAACGAUGUGGUCGACGGCAAGCCGCCACCAGCGGACUCGCGAUUCGGGGCCAGCAAGGACGGUUUCGCCGACUUUAUGCGCAAGCGCAUGGGAACGGACGACUGGCGCACCGAGAUUGAUACGGUCCGCGCUCUCAAGCCGGUCGCCGAUCGCUUGGGCGUCUCGCAGAGUCAGCUCGCCAUUGCGUGGUGCCUCAAGAACCCGCACGUCAGCAGCGUCAUUACCGGCGCAAGCAAGCCCGAACAGCUGGAGGAGACGAUUGCGGCACUCAAGGUGCUAGACAAGCUGACGCCUGAAGUGAUGGCUGAGAUUGAUUCCAUUACCAAGAACAAGGUGGAGUUGGAUCCAGCAAGGCAGUCGUAA
Molecule: messenger RNA, 1062 nt
Organism: Purpureocillium lilacinum
Lineage: Eukaryota; Fungi; Ascomycota; Sordariomycetes; Hypocreales; Ophiocordycipitaceae
Source: RefSeq, a predicted model, not a curated record